CCUCGCUUCACCAGCAGCCAGCCGUCUAUCUUUGCUAUUUCUUGUCAGGGCUGAGGCCAGGGGCUGUUCCCUCUUCUACUACUACUGUUUCUUUUUGGCCGAGGCGCCAUUGAGUUGGGACCAAACUAACUUAGCGCUUUUCCUCUUACAACACUCUGCACGAAGACGAACUCGGCGUCGGCGCUGUUGUCAGAUUUCAUCGAUGAGCGUGGAAAGCAACAUUGUUAAGAGAUUAAAUGGAAGCACUUGAUAGAGAGAUAGGGCCAUUGUCCGUCCGCCCUGUCAAUCCUCAGGUGCUUUUGCCUUGUCGCAUCCUCCCACCAUCACCGCUUCACACAGCGCCAUGGAGUCCACCAACGCCUCGUCGGCUCCAAUAACGAUCCGGUUCAUGAUCCAUGACCCCGGUUCCCGUCCAAGUGGUCAGGACAAGAACAUCAAGAUUUCACAAGCCCGAAGCCAUGCCGCCAAGUAUGUCGGUCGACGCGCUCGAUGGGAAAGGCAGAUGAGUUUCCGCAGGGAGAUGGAGCGUGAAUCAUCACAACGGCAUGGACAGGAAAAAAGUACCGCCGAUGAUGGCGCAGAUGACCAACAGCCAGAACCCUCCAAGGUGCUCGUCCACAAUGCUCUGACCCAGAGCAAAAGGGAUCCAUUCUCUCCCUACAAUGCGUCAGAGCAUCCAGCAGUCUUUCAAGACCUCAUCGAGUACACCUACGACAAGCUGUGGCCUGAUCUUAUAGAGGUCCAAGGAAAGCCUGCCGUCCAUCCAGGCCGGCGGCAAUGGCGCUUGGCUGCACAGGAGUGCGCUGCUGUUCAUCACGUCCACCUCGCAAGCGUGGCAGAUUUCGGCAAAGCCAUGUACCAUGCCUACGGGUAUAGUGACAUGUUCGAUCGCCUGCGCCUGUUUCAUCACACCCAGGCCCUCCGACUGGUGAGGCAGAUCAUACAGAAUAUGGACCCGGAUGCCAUCCCCACCGAUUCACUUGUGAUGGCCGUAUACAAUCUGUCAUACCAGGGACUAGACUGGGACAAGCGGGUGUUUCCCGAGAGCCACCCGCCGCCGCCGACGCUCAAUGCACGUUUCCUUUCCCGGUACGGCAGGAAGGUGCCACACGCUGAGCAUAUGCGUGCCAUGAACCUCCUCAUCCAGGCCAAGGGCGGCUUAGAAGAGAUCAAACUUAUCGGCAUUGCCGAAAUGAUAUGGCUAUGGAGCCUGAACAACUGCACAACCCUGAUACAACACCCUAGUUUGCCGCUUCUGAAACGAUACGACAGAUUCCUCACCGAGUACACUGAGAAGAAUGUCAAACUAUCCCUUCGCAACGGCACGUUUGGGGAACUGGGGACUGGAUUUCUAUGCCUUCCUGCGCGGGACCACAUUGGCCAGCUGCGCGAGCGAUUGCUCUGCACCGCCGCCGUCACCGUGGAUCUCUCGAACCUGGAGCCCGGGUACGAAUGCACGCGGGAGUGGCGGCGGCUGCUUGCGAUUGCGCGGGCGAACCACCACCAGAUCCUGGGCCUGCCACCGGACAUCCCGCUAUCCGAGGCCGGGAGCGAGGAGGAGAGGCUGAUCUUCGCCAUCACGCGGCUAGGCGCGCUCCUGUACGACGACAUGGUCACGUACCCGCAGAUCGACAGCUCGGAGAUCAAGCCGCGCCUGGCGGCCAUGCUGCGCCGGGCCCUGACCGAGAAGUUCCUCAAGUUCACCCCCGGCGGCGGCCGCGAGGAGUACCGGCCCCUGGUCCUCUGGACGCUCCUGCUCGGCUGCAUCGGCGCCACCUUCACGCCGCCCGACCGCCGCUGGUUCGUCGCCCAGCUGCACGAGCGCUCCGCCCAGCUCGGCCUCGCGAGGUUCGCGGACUUCAAGGCCGCCAUGGCCUGUUAUUUGUGGUUUGAGAACUUGGACGGGCCCGCGUGGAAGGCGUGGGCCGAGGGGCGACGUUGGUUCCAUACCCGAGACGCAGAGGAGGAUCAGGAUGGAGAUGAGCAUGAGAAUAAGGGCUAUGCCGAGGACGAGGACUCCAAGGACACAGCGCGUUUCUAAUCUGGACCCGCCUGACUGACCUUCUCCUAUGAGAUGGAAGCGCCAGAAGCGGUAAUUUAGAUCGGACCGGGUCGAAAAUGGCAGAAUGGGGGCUCCAAAAGUGUCGGAUCUGCCAUGUGUUUGAAAAGGUCUGCUAGGAGGAGAAGAACUAAGGGGGUGUCUAAUUAUACAGUUCUGCCAUCCGAGGAAAGAAAUGGGUUGGACAGCAACGACAACUCCGUUCACGAGUGAUUUUCUGCGCUAUCAACGCCUCCUCAGACAUCCAGCUAUCCCAAUCCACCAAUGCACCCAGCAUGUCCUCCAUCGGCGAAUCAAGAAUCUCACACUCCCUGCUCGACCCUGUCCAGGAAACACACCCCCUCCACAUGGCCAGUCUGCGGGAAGAAGUCGAACCCGCCCAGCUUCUCGAUACUGUAGCGCCACCGCCCGCCGAAGCCGGCGACCAGCAUGCCCACAUCGCGGGCCUGGGUGUGGACGUUGCAGCUGACGUACACGACGCGGCGCGGGCCGAAGUUGCACAGCUGCUGCAGAAAAUCUGGCGAGGCGCCCUUUCGGGGCGGGUCGAUGACCACGAGGGUCUGCGACGGCGGGAACGGCACGUCGGUGAAUAGCGCUUGGGCGUCGGCGGCGAUGAAGCCCGUGUUGCUCUCGCCGGCCUGUUGCCCCGUUGCUGCGGCGGUGGUGUUGGCGCUGUGGUUCAGUUUCGCGUUGUCCCGCGCGCACGAGAUGGAGAGCGCGUCGAUGUCGAUGCCCAACACCGACGAGAAAUACGGCGCGAGCGCGAUGCUGAAGAGGCCCGAGCCGCAGUACGCGUCCAGCAGGUAUUUGAUCUUCGGGGCUCCUUCUGACGCGCCGCCGGAGAUCCAAGACACGGGAGCUGCCGUGGUCGUUGGUUCGGUGAGUGAUGUCGUCGUCUUAGGAAGCAGGUUCUCGCGGAUGUAGGAUAGGAAAGUCGGCAGGAUGGAAUUGUUGUUCUGGAAGAAACUGUUCGCCCGCGUGGUGAACGUGUAGGGCCCAAUGUGCUCGGUCGUCAAGGCUUUGUUGUCGGACGUGUAGGUCUUGAUGUCUCGGAAGCGAGGGUACGUGUAUAUGAUUUCCGGGGAGGUCGGAGACGGGAACGAGAGCUCGGUGGACACUGGCUCCCCGGCAUAGGCGAGCGGCAGGGACGACAGGUCGUGAAUAGAUUCGAGGGCUGGAGCCUGUGAAUUAUCGCCUUCUGGGGCGAC
Molecule: messenger RNA, 3267 nt
Organism: Cladophialophora immunda
Lineage: Eukaryota; Fungi; Ascomycota; Eurotiomycetes; Chaetothyriales; Herpotrichiellaceae
Exons: 4
Coding region: 344-2041 (565 amino acids)
Source: RefSeq, a predicted model, not a curated record